This is a messenger RNA of Striga asiatica, 885 nucleotides long. The record is from the annotation of a GenBank genome assembly. Lineage: Eukaryota; Viridiplantae; Streptophyta; Magnoliopsida; Lamiales; Orobanchaceae.
AUGCUGGCCCGCAGCUUCGGGCGGGAUGAGAUGGCAGCGUCGAAGGUAGUGAAGAGGCUCUUGGCGAGUUCCCAGCUGCUGACCACCAGGGCUCGUUGCACGCCCAGCCGAAUCGUGAAGAUUGGCCCGUAUGUGACUGAAAGAUUGGCCAGUUUGAAGUGGGGGAGCCCGCCGGUGGGGGACAAGAGGUGGAGGUGCCCUGUGAAUAGCCGUGCGCCGCCGACUUCUGGCGGGGAUUUUCGUGUGCUGGUUUUCGGGCUACCGCCUCAGAAAGUAGAACAAGGCCAAAAGUGCGGCAAUGAUGCCAUUCGUAGGAUGCGGUGUAAAAUAGAUUACAAAGUCACGUUGAGUCGCCAUCGGUCUUUUGCCUCUUUGGGCCUCCCUCUUGAGCCCACCAUCUCCAAGCCCAUUUCAUACAAUCCCUCUAAACCCCAGCCCACCCCCUCUAUCUUACCCUCUCGCCCAAACCAACCCAAUAAGCUAACCCAAACACAUCCCAACACCCACCUUAUCACAGCCCAAACACAACCCAUCUCUCCCAACCUAAACCACCAACCCACCAGCGCAACCUCAGGCCACCUCAAAAACAACCCCCCAGCCCACUCUCCCCUCAACCUCUUAGACGCUCCACCCCCUCCGGCCUCCACCUCUGCGACAACCCUUCUGCCACCGGCCAGCGCCACUACCUCGUCGCCGACCGGCGGCCUCAGCACAGGCACCGGUCCUCUCCCAUCCUCCGGCUGCACCCCUUCGAACGGUAUUCUUGGUCGGGGACCCGUUUUUCAGAUGGGUAAACACACCAAUGGGACCACUCUUCUGGAGACAUUCGGUCCAACCUCUAGUGCCGUUUCCGGCAGCCCUCACCCUUUCGGAGAAUCUUCUAAG